CGCCCCCGGCUCAGCUGGAUGGAUGUGAGGCUGCCAAUUGGGAGAAGUGGAGACACCACGUGACCCUCUCCUCCAGUAGAUCGGCGCGCAGUCAGCAGCAGCUCAUUUGCAUGGCCCGUGUAUAAAUACCGCCGCGGUGGCAGGAGGAGAACAGACGAGAUUUUGUCCUCAGUCAGAAUGCCCGAGCCAGCCAAGUCCGCCCCAGCGCCCAAGAAGGGCUCCAAGAAAGCCGUCACCAAGGUUCAGAAGAAGGACGGCAAGAAGCGGAGGAAGAGCAGGAAGGAGAGCUAUGCCAUCUACGUCUACAAGGUGCUGAAGCAGGUCCACCCCGACACCGGCAUCUCCUCCAAGGCCAUGGGCAUCAUGAACUCCUUCGUCAACGACAUCUUCGAGCGCAUCGCAGGGGAAGCCUCCCGCCUGGCUCACUACAACAAGCGCUCCACCAUCACCUCCCGGGAGAUCCAGACCGCCGUGCGCCUGCUGCUGCCCGGAGAGCUGGCCAAGCACGCCGUCUCCGAGGGCACCAAGGCCGUCACCAAGUACACCAGCGCCAAGUGAGCGCCGCCCCCGCUCUCCGGACCCAAAGGCUCUUCUCAGAGCCCCCACCCUGUCUCCAGCGGAGCUGCUCCCGGGUCUCCCCGUUCUCACAGUGGCUGCGGUUUUCCUCCCUGUCAGCUAGAUGAGAUGCGGUAACGCUAG
Molecule: messenger RNA, 699 nt
Organism: Bufo bufo (common toad)
Lineage: Eukaryota; Metazoa; Chordata; Amphibia; Anura; Bufonidae
Product: histone H2B 1.1
Exons: 1
Coding region: 178-558 (126 amino acids)
Cellular component (GO): nucleosome
Molecular function (GO): protein heterodimerization activity; DNA binding; structural constituent of chromatin
Source: RefSeq, a predicted model, not a curated record